UUUUUUUUUGAAUUGAAUGUUAAAUUUAAUUCAAAAGAAAAGAUCUUGUUACAAGUGUGACCAUUCCUAAGGUUUCUAUACAAGUUUUACUAAAACCAAUUGAAAAUACUCCUUUUACUCUUCAGCCUCCUCUUUCAUUUCCAAAUUUCUCAAAACCACCUAGCUCUCACUCCUACUAGGCAGCCAGCUCUCACUCCUACUGUAAAUUCAAACCUUCUCAAUUCUACCUAGCUCUCACUCCUACUAGAUAGCCAGCUAUCACUCCUACUGGAUGUCUAGCCCUCACUCCUACUAGACCCCCUCCCUCCUUGAAUUCCCAGCAACUGAGUUCCUUACCUUGUGAAAAACCAAACUGCAUACCCUGUCAAAUGGCUUUUUUAUCUAGUCUCGAACCAGUAAGCCAUUCCUAUACCAAUCUUCCUAUCUCCAUUCCUUUGCACAAGAGUAAGUUUGUUUCUCAUAUUCUUAUCGAUCAGUUUGAUCAACAAAUCAAUUGGGGAAGCAUCUUCUCCAUGCCUUCUUCUGUUCCUUUCUCUCCAUAUCAUAUAAACCGCAGCUUGAAACACAUACCGAACAAUGAACAGCUUCAUUUUCCCCAUCGAAGUGUCUCCCAAUAUUCUCAGAAUCUCUUCCCAGCUGACAGUAUAUUUAUUUAGCAAUAUACCUUUUAUCAAAGACUCCCAAAUCUGAGAUGAGUAGGCGCAUUCAAAAAAGAGAUGCUCCUUUGUCUCCAAAGGUUCAUUGCAGAAAACACAUGACACAUCGAAACCACCAUUCCAAUUUCUCAUGCGAUCCCCAGUGCUCAGCCUCCCUUUCAUUGCCAUCCACAAGAUGAAAGAAUAUUUCAGUGUAGCAUAUUUGAACCACACCUCAUUGUGCCAGUGACAUAGCUGAUGCCUUUCUCUAAUAAUUUGCCAAGUCUGUCCUGAUGAGAAAGCGCUUUUGUAUUGAUCUCUUCCAUUCAACCACAAUGACACAUCCUCUUCUUGCGUUCUGUUUGCUUUACUUCUCGCAAUUUCCUCUUCUACUCUGUUCAGGAUCAGAACUCGAUGAUUUCUUUUAUUAUGCUUCCAGCUAUCCUCUACUGUUGCAUUUACUGAGAUCCCCAUGUCGAUGUGACUUCCAACACUCAAAAUAUCCUUCAAGCAUCCAAGAGGAGACCACCUUUCAUGCCAAAAUGAAGUUCUCUUCCCAUUUUUUACCUCCACUCUAUACAACUUUUUUGCUAACUCCCGACAUUUGAGUAUCUUCCUCCACAUCCAAGAACCAUUUUGAGUAUUGUCUUUCACCGUCCAAAACGAUCCCUUCCUUAUAAGAUAGAUUUUUAUCCAAUUAACCCAUAUUGAUUGCGCAGAGAGAACCCUCCAAAUCAGCUUCAAACAACUCACUACAUUCAUUUCUUUUAGCUUUCUUAUACCCAAACCUCCCUCCUGCUUCGUUUUACAGAUAUCAGCCCAAGCAACUUUAAUCUUCCUUCCAUUUAACUCUGUUCCCGACCAAAGAAACUCUGAACACAAUUUUUCUAUCUCCUUUAUACAUCCACUAGGAAGCCUAAAUGCAGCCAUCCAGAAGUUUGCCAAACUAGUGAUCACUGAUUUAAUCAGCUGAAGCCUCCCAGCAUACGAUAAAUAUCUUGCUGUCCAGGAACCAAUACGCUUUCUGAUCUUCUCUAUAAGCGGCAGAUAGUCUAGAACUGUCAUAUUCUUUGUAAGUAAUGGAAGGCCUAAGUAGAGAACCGGAAGUUUACCAGAAGCAAAAGGGAAGUGACUCAUAAUUUCUUCCUGAUUCUGUGCAGAAACACCAGCCAAGAACAGUGUAGACUUCUCCAUACUGAUUUUCAAACCCGACAUCUUGUCAAAUUCUUCAAAGACUCUUAGUAUCCCUUCAAUUGAUUCUUUUGUGCCAUCUGCAAAUACCAUUAGAUCAUCUGCGAAACAUAGGUGUGUUAGCUCUACCGACUCACACUUGGGAUGAUAUCCUAGCUGAACUGCUAACAUUACAGCUUCUUGUAGCUUUUCUUCUCUCUUACCGGCAUUGAAAUAUACUAAAAUUGUACAAGGAAAAACAUCUCUUUGACCUUGUUUCUAAGAUAAAUCAGAGGUAGGCGGCUAUGCAUGUAAAUAUUAGAGUCAUUAGACUUUAAGUGUUUUAAAGUGGAAAGUACAUUGUAGACCAGCUUUAACGACGUUUAUUUGCUUAAAUUGAUCUCAUUACAGGGAUUCCGGUUCAGGAUAUAUUUGAUACAUGUGAUUUUAUAAAGGUCGGUUGAUUCUUUUUGCGUUAAAUUUGUUUUAUUUAUGUUGUGUGCUUGCUUUCUCUUAAUACUAUAAGCUGUUAACAAAUCUAGAAUGGAGAAGGGACUAUUCCUGAGUCACUCAUUUUCGUCCUUCUGUUGCAGUAUACUGAAAAAAAGAACAAAGAUUUCAUCUGUUUCUAUAAAAGCAAAUUGACUGGUUUGAUAGUUUCAGCCUUCAGGCUUGCAACAUGUUAUAGAAGAGCUUGAAAGAGAUAACGUUGUGGUAUACCGCAAAAAUAUGAAAACGUCCUCUGCUCAGUUUUAUGGCAACACGUUUCAAAACUCUGCGUCUAAGUUCCAAGGUUUUAAAGUCAUGGCUGAUUCAGGUAUAAACUCUAAAGACUUUUUACCCUUGUACACACUAUUUUUUUUUUUUUUGUAACUUCCCUUGUACACACUGUUGGUUCUUGUUUUAUAUUUAUGCACAUGAUUACUUAAUGUAGUAGAAAUACCUUAGCAUGCUUUUGAAACAUUUUUUUUCUUGGUCUAACAUGCUUUUGAAACAUCCUACAGAAUAUCCAAGCAAUCUGGUAUGGUUAUUCAUACGUUCAAGUUGCUAAACGUUUUUUCUUAAUAAUUGUUGGAAGGCAUAUUGGUUCGAGCAAAGCAUUUUCUCUAGGAUCAAAUAUAUAAAAACGAAGGCAUUUCUCCAUGAUCUAAUUUAAUAUUAUUUAAUUAAUUUUUAAAGGAGUCCCUUCAGAUUGUUGACUUUUGAUCUCCAUCAUCUACUAGUCUUCCAUUGGGCUCCUGCCAACAAUCUGAAAUUUCAGAGCCGUGUAGUUCAGAGAGGGGGUCUACAAAUCUGUGAGUAAAAAUAGAAAGUCUUCACUGAUUAUGGUUAUUAGUUAGAUGUGUACGGUUUAAGUGGCAUCUUCAGGUAUCUCUCUGUGAGUGACAUCUAGAGAAGGAGCGGCGACAGGUGAAAUGGUUCAGGAUGCUUUGAGAUCCUCCGGAAGUGGUGGAGGACUUCCGACAACGGCCGUAUCUAAUGGUGGAGGGAGAGGCCGUGGCUUGUUGCGCGGUUGGCAGGUCCAGAAUACCUCAAUCAACAUCAAAAUCAUGAUUCUCUGCGGCUUCGUGACCAUUCUCGUUUUACUUGGCACAGUCAGUUUUGGUAACCUUGGAAGCUCCAACGCUGACGCUGUUAAUCAAAAUCUCAUCAAGGAAACCGAGCCGAUUCUUGCCGAGAGCCGACCUGCUUCGGUUCCGACCGACUUGGAGGAACCGCCGAAACCUGAGGCUAAUCCUCCACCUGAGUUGGAGGAGCCGCCAAAAGCUGAGGUUAAUCCCAACGUGACGUACACUCUAGGCCCCAGGAUCACCAACUGGGACAGUCAACGCAAGGUAUGGCUGAGUCAAAACCCUGGGUUUCCUAGUAUAGUCAACGGCAAAGCUAGAAUCUUGCUUCUUACAGGGUCUUCCCCUGGACCCUGUGAUAAACCCAUUGGAGACUAUUAUCUAUUGAAAACAGUGAAGAACAAGAUUGAUUACUGUAGGAUUCACGGGAUAGAGAUUGUGUACAACAUGGCACAUCUAGAUGAGGAACUCUCAGGGUAUUGGACUAAGUUGCCUAUGAUUAGGAGAUUAAUGCUGUCUCAUCCAGAAGUAGAAUGGAUUUGGUGGAUGGAUAGUGAUGCUUUGUUCACUGAUAUACUGUUUGAGAUCCCCAUGUCUCGGUACGAGAAGCAUAACCUGGUGAUACACGGGUAUCCAGACUUGUUGUUCAACCAAAUGUCAUGGGUUGCAUUGAACACAGGUGUUUUUCUGUUGAGGAAUUGUCAGUGGUCAUUGGAUUUGUUAGAUGCUUGGGCUCCAAUGGGACCAAAAGGGCCAAUCCGCGAGGAAGCUGGGAAGGUACUGACUGCUUAUCUGAAGGGUCGGCCUGCUUUUGAGGCGGAUGAUCAAUCAGCGUUGAUAUAUCUCCUGCUUUCACAGAAGGAGAAGUGGAUGGAGAAGGUUUACGUUGAGAACCAAUACUAUUUGCACGGGUUUUGGGAGGGUUUGGUUGAUAAGUAUGAAGAGAUGAUAGAGAAGUAUCAUCCGGGAUUGGGUGAUGAGAGAUGGCCUUUUGUGACGCAUUUCGUGGGUUGCAAACCGUGUGGCAGCUACGCUGAUUACGCAGAGGAGAGGUGCUUCAAAAGCAUGGAGAGGGCUUUUAAUUUCGCAGAUAACCAAGUGCUGAAGCUGUAUGGAUUUAGCCACAUGGGACUGUUGAGCCCUAAGGUUAAGAGGAUCAGAAACGAGACAGUUUCUCCUUUGGAGUUUGUAGACAAGUUUGAUAUCCGGAGAACGCAUGAAGAAACCAAGCCAUGAAGUGAAUCAUACACAGCUUGACCAAACUUGAGUUAAUGUUAUAUAGGUAACAAAGAACACUCACAAAUUAAAUGCAAAUUGUUUUUGUUGCAUGUACUUGUUUCUUGUGCUUUAUUGCAUGUUGUUUUCAGCUCUGCUAAUUCCUUUUUCCAUAGAUAUUUUUGUCUUUUUCAGUCAAUAUAUGGAGAAAUUUGAUACUGCAAUUCUGCUUGUUACUCCACUUUUAUUGCAAUGUUAUCUUCUUCGUUUUGCAGUUUA
Messenger RNA from Brassica rapa (field mustard), 4867 nucleotides. RefSeq names its product xyloglucan 6-xylosyltransferase 4. The record is from RefSeq and is a predicted model, not a curated record. Gene Ontology annotation, cellular component: membrane; trans-Golgi network; endosome. Lineage: Eukaryota; Viridiplantae; Streptophyta; Magnoliopsida; Brassicales; Brassicaceae. Gene Ontology annotation, biological process: xyloglucan biosynthetic process. Gene Ontology annotation, molecular function: hexosyltransferase activity.